AUGGAGUGGGUCUCGCUCAACAUCUGGAUGCGUAAGGAUGGUUCGAUCAGAAGUCUCAAGGGUUUCGAUGAAUACAAGGGUUCAAAUGGCGGAUUACCAAGAGCUACUAAAAGUGUGUAUCCUUCCGGGGAUAUGGCAUCAUUUGGGGAGUGCAGCAAGUAUUGGAAGACAUGGGACGGUUUAUUGGAGGUUUUCCUCUCCCGAGGGGUGGAGUAUUAUAUAGCGGUUCCUGGAGUAGAUGCGGUAGCUGAAGGAAAUUCAGAGCAAGGAACAAUGGUUCGAUGGUCCAGAUCUAACACUCGGGAUCCAUUCCUCGAGAGCGGGAUCAUCAUUGGUGUUAAGGAUGCAGAUUGUCUAUUCUGUUUCGGUGAUAGACAGAGAGCAAAGACGAUGACCCUCCAGUGGUUAGUACUGACUACACAAUACAUAGACAAUGGAUUUGCAAGCUGUUGGAACCAUUUUGAAAUUAGUAGGCAGAGUUGGGAAAUGGAGUUUUGUAAGGUUUCGUGCUUAUUCUGCUAUGGAGGUUCUGUUGAUGGAAUGAGAGUUAUGUGGAACCCUCUGUCGGAAUCACGGGUGUUUAAGAUUGUACUGGUGUUCAAAUGGAUGAUUAGGAUUAUGGCUAUCAAUUGCGAUUCAGAAAUAUCACAUCUUUCAAUCAAUGAUGGAUCUCAUAUGGACAUAGUCGGUGGGAGUGAUAAAGCACAUACUAUACUUUGUUUUAUCUCCACAACUCUCUUACAAUUGUUUACUGCUCUGUGUAAUACAAUAUUCACAAUGUCUCAAGGAAGUCUAAUGGCGUCUGAUGGGUGCAAUAAGAGCAAGGACAAGCUUGCAACACGGUUAAAGAUUACAGUUCUACAAUUCGACAACACAAAACUCAUUAAUGCAUACUCCCGCACUCUCAUUGGGCGCUGUAUGAAUCCUGUGGCGCAGGAGAUGAAGUCCUUAUUGUUCAUGCUACCUAGAAUCUGGAAGGUGGAGGACCGUGUUGCUGGGGCAGAUCUAGGCAUGGGGCGGUUUCAAUUCGAUUUUGAUGAGGAGGAAGACAUUACAGUGGUACUGCAAAUGGAACCAUACCAUUUCAAUGGCUGGAUGGUUGUGUUGGUACGAUGGGAACCAAUUAUGGAUCCCAAUUAUCCCUCGGCUCUUACCUUUUGGGUUCACAUGAUGGGGGUCCCCUUGCAUUUCUGGGCAGAGACGACGUUCAUAAGCAUAGGUCGUGAGGUUGAUCUGGAUGGUGGUCGAGUUCAGAUUACUCUGGACGGUUUCAAAGAGCUCGUCUUUGAGACGUUAGUGGCAUUUCACUAG
Molecule: messenger RNA, 1311 nt
Organism: Thlaspi arvense
Lineage: Eukaryota; Viridiplantae; Streptophyta; Magnoliopsida; Brassicales; Brassicaceae
Source: the annotation of a GenBank genome assembly